ACAGCGGCUGCUGAGUGUGGGCGCCGAGGUGAGGCCCGUGUCGGCGGAAGACGCGCCGGGCCCCGGGUCGUGUCGGCGGGAGACUCGCCGGGACCCGGGCCGUGUCGGCGGGAGACGCUCCGAUCCCCGUUGGUGGCAGAGGUGGAGAUGCACCGGAUGAUGAUCUAUUAGUGACUCGGUGGAAAGCGAUCAGGAAGUGGGCAGUAUCAGAGGUCGGGCGAUACCGUGGGUCCAAUGAGCACCCAACAGUUUCCACGACCUGGUGUGGCUUCAUCGAGCUUGGGAGCUGGCCAGACUUCCAUCACCAGCAUGCAGAACACCAGUGGUCCAGUGGCACCAGGCAAUAGCAUAACAGCUGCCAGUGAGGAGAUGAAUCGAGAUUUGGAGCACUUGCCACGUGAACACUCUAAUACUAUAUCUUCACUGCCAUUCCGAGAUGAGAAGCAGGAGACUGUGGUAGUACGGCCUUACCCACAAGUGCAGGCACAUGCACAGCCAUUAGCAACAGCCCAGCACCACAUGCAGCAGCCUGGUGUGCCCGUAACUAUGGGUGCACCUCCCACACACUUAGCGCAGGCCACUCAGCUGACUUUCCCAGAAGGACUGAUGAAGACAACACUGAAGUCACCCUUGCCAAGUCGGCCCAUUGCUCCUGCUCCAUCUGGCCUGGGACACUUGACUGUUCCACCUAAAGUUUCUGGACACGUAACUGUUAGCAUGGACCCCAGCGUUCCUCAGGCAUCUGCGAUUCCUGUGGCUACAAUCAGUGGGCAGCAGGGACAUCCUAACAUCCCUCAUCUGAUGGGCACCAAUGUGCAGAUGUCUAUUAUCCGAAAUUCUGUGCCAGCCUCACUCCACAUUGGACCGUCCACAGCGCAGACCCACAUGUUCUCAUCUCAUGUGCCUAGAGGUGCAGCAGUAGCUGCAGCAAUAUCAAGUUCCAAAGUAACUACGGUCCUGCGCCCUGCUCCAGCGCCGUUACCGACGGCUGGGAAUCCUCAGACUGCUGUGCAACAUUCUCUACACUUGCCUAUACAGUCUCGCCCACCUCCAACCACUUCUACAGCAAUCCCUUCAGCAGUGGUAGCAACAGUGUCUGCAACACGGGCCCAGUCUCCUGUCAUUCCAACAGCAACAGCCCAUGGGACAGAUGUAGCACACAGUAGACCGGCACUGACCAUCCAACCUCACCCGUCUGCUGCAACAAUUAGUAUCCAGCGUACUCAGCAGCCUCGAGAUACGACUACUCGCAUCACAUUGCCUUCUCACCCUGCAGUGGCUGGCCAGAAACCACAGCUUCAUCCUAUAACACAGGUGAUUAAUGUAGUAGGUAGCAUCAGAACCGUACCUUUAACAGCUUCCAACACCAACAAGCAAGUUCUCUUUCAACAGAAAGCCAUGUUCAGUACUGGGACACCAGUCGCUGCUGCUACAGUGGCACCUAUACUUUCAACAAACUCAAUCCCUUCUACCACAGGUCAGGGUGCUGUUUCCCAUGCUCAAGUAACAAGCAGUACAAUUGUGAACAUGACAAUGGCUUCCCAUACACCUCAUGCUCCUGUAGUCACUACGUCGACUAUUCCUGUUGCAAAAGUUGUCCCUCAACCAAUAACUCACACUUCUCCGCGGAUCCAACCAGAUUACACAACAGAAAGGGGGAACCUGAUUUCUAUACCUGGUCACAGGGCGUCACCUAACCCUGUUACGAUGGAGACACGAACUGAGAAUAGGCAAGUCCCUGUGCAGUUUCAAUACUACCUGCCAGCUUAUCCACCAUCAGCUGCCAUCCCUGGCUACCCAACACUGGCACAUACUUUUACCCCAAUAACCAGCACAGUCUCCACUAUACGGCAAUACCCAGUUUCAGCGCAAGCACCGAGCUCUGUUUCUGCAGCAGCGAUUGCGGCUCAGGCUGGUGUGGGUGUAGCGUCUACUGUCCAUCUCAACCCCAUGCAGCUGAUGACUGUGGACGCCACGCAUACACGUCACAUUCAGGGGCUCCAGCCGGCGUCCAUCACUGCCCAGGGGCUACAGCCAACUUCAUUUGGCCCCCAAGGAAUUCAGCCAUCUCCACUUGGAGCUCAGGGAAUUCAGUCAUCCGCUCUUGGGACCCAGGCUCUGCAGCCUGCAUCACUCGGCCCCCAACAGACGUCGGACAACAAACCACCAGCAGUGGUGUUGACGGAUGGAGCAACCAUUAUAGCCAAUCCCAUCAGCACGUUCAGCGCGACACCUGCUGUCACAACCGUGAUUCAAACCCACACUCCAAGCAGCAGUACUACUGCUCCAACACAAGGAUCUUCGCCACGGCCCAGUAUUCUGCGGAAGAAGCCAGCCUCCGAUGGCAUGGCUGUUCGGAAGAGUCUCAUCCCGCCACAUCCAACGGAGGCUACGAGCCCGCGAUUAGACGGCACAGUGCGUAAUGCAUCAGGAUCCCCACGGCCAGUUGGAAACAAAUCUAAGCCAGAGAUCCACAUUUCAAUUACCACACCAGUGGCAGUUGCAAUGGAAGCAAUCAGCAACCAGAACAUGGAACCAAUGCCCUUGUCAGGGCAGCCAAAUUCUCAGCAGCCUCCGCCACCAAUCCCAACACUCAUUGCAGCAGCUACUCCCCAUCCUCGGCCUACUUCCUUGUCAACUGUUACAGCAGCAGUCUCUACUACUACUCCAAUUUCAGUUUCCAUGACUACAGUGGUAGCUCCUCCAUCGCAACCAGUUGCCAUCUCUGUACCCGUCUCCAUGAGCUCAACAUUGCCAGAGAUUAAAAUCAAACGAGAGAACGAGUCUGUGGAUGCACUGCCUGUAUCAAUAUCAACGUCCCAGAGCAUGUCUGUGUCAUCACCUGCUCUGAUCCCAAUGGUGAACAACCUCAACCUUCCUGGGAACGAGUUGCCGCUUGGUGCAUCCCCCCGGAAGAAACCCCGCAAACAGCAGCACAUUAUCUCCACAGAAGAGAGUGAAAUGAUGGAAACAAACAGCACCGAUGAGGAGAAGAAUAGCAGCAGCAAGCCGGUGCUGCUCAAAGCAGAGAAGAGGAAAUCGCCGCCAAAGGAAUACAUAGACGAAGAGGGUGUCAGAUAUGUUCCCGUACGCCCUAGACCUCCAGUUACAUUACUUCGACAUUACAGGAACCCCUGGAAGGCAGCUUAUCAUCAUUUCCAAAGAUAUAGUGAUGUGAAAGUCAAAGAGGAGAAAAAGCCCACAUUGCAGGAGAUUGCUAAUCAGAAAGGAAUUGUGUGCAAGGCUCAGGGUUGGAAAGUACAUCUCUGUGCUGCACAACUCAUGCAGUUGACGAGCUUGGAACAUGAUGUGUACAACCGAUUGGCUUCAUUACAGGAUGGGCUGAUUCCAAAGAAAAAAGCAGCUGCAGAUGAUGACAUUCAUCGAAUCAAUGAGCUGAUUCAGGGGAACAUGCAACGCUGCAAACUGGUUAUAGAUCAGAUCACUGAGGCCAAAGAUACCAUGAUGAAGGUUCUGGAUCACAAGGAUAGAGUUCUAAAACUCCUUAACAAAAACGGUGCCGUGAAGAAAGUAUCCAAAUUAAAGAGGAAAGAAAAGUCCUAAGGUCUAAGUGGGGGUAGCAACUGUAUUUUAAAGCCACUGUAUAGAUGUUUAGUUUGGUAUUUGAAUAAAGGCAGUGUUUGCAGAUGAUGGAUAUGUUCUACAGAGCAGUGAAUGGAAGCACCCAUCUUCCCAAAUCCAUUUCCAUUGUUGAUCAAUUGAUUUGCCAGAUCAUCCCACUGAAAUUGUGACAACCUGCAAAAUGAAAAUCUAUUUUUCUCUCUGACCUCACUAUGGACUGCCAAGCAAUGUUUUUGCAAUGUUGACUAGUUUGCCCAUUAAGUUGUAGAGCUUCCACCUCCUUCAUUCUCUGUAUUCCACAUUAUUCUGAAAAGGCAAAUCAGUAAGCAGAUUUUCCUUGUUCAUUUUCUUUUCAUCUUUGGGAUAGUGAGUUUUAUAAGAAUCGAUAAUUGAUUAGUUCCAUGCAGUAGCACCUCUACUUCUCUUGGUUUACAGUGGCGAGAGAGUGCAAGAAACUUAGCUGUUGUUGAUUAGCAACCCCAGUUGGUUGCAGUUGUUGAAGGGGUGGUUGUAGGUUAGAAUAGAAAAACUACUAAACUCCAGCAACCAGAGUUAGCAUCUAGGGAAAGUGGCUAAUCUGAUUUUGUUAGUCCCUUAAUAGAUAUGCUCUCUUUCAUAAUUCAAUAGGGCAUGAAUUAUUGAAGUGCCCAUUCUUGGUACUUGUGAAACAUGACUCAUGACCCUAAAAGUCGGCCCUGCUGUGACUUUCAGGAGCGAUUUGAGAGCUGUAUGAAUAUUUUCUCAGUGAGAAAAGAAAAAUCCUUAAUUUUAAUUCUUCACCUUGGGAAUAAAUGGGGUGUUAGCUAAUCAAAACCACAUACUCGUGGCCUCACUGUAUUGUGAGUUUGGUAUGGCUUUCUGGAAGGAGUGUAAAAGAAUUGUAAAUUUGUUACAGUGUGGCUUUUUUUUCGGUCUGCAAUGUCAAGUGGAAGCCUGCUCCUGGCCAAGGUGAAUUGGCUGAGCAGGGUCCUGUUGCAGUGCAGUUGUAGUAUCUUUCCACUCUGGGUAAAGAUUCUAAUCAUGUGAUGAUCUUUCUAUCAGAAACUAUUAAAAAGUGGAAUAAUUAGGUUUUUUAAUAUUUAAAGAAAAGGAAGCUUGCACGAUUCUUGGUCAGAGUCUCUGUAAGACAUGGCAGCAUUUUAUUGCCCAUCCAUCACUUAUUUCCUCAUUGUGUUUUGUGUUUGGACGAGCAGUGUCUGUAACCGAGAAGGUAUUUAAGCCUGAGCUGCUUUUCAUGUGUAUGGCGAUCUUGUGUGAGAUGUUUGUAGUUUGUGAUGCAGUUUCUUGUACAUAUAUACUUGGAAAUCAUUAAUAAACAGUGCAAGCUUUUAUACCAAUUACACAAA
Amblyraja radiata (thorny skate) is the source of this 4928-nucleotide messenger RNA. RefSeq names its product Sin3A associated protein 130b (gene sap130b). NCBI's taxonomy places the organism in Eukaryota, Metazoa, Chordata, Chondrichthyes, Rajiformes, Rajidae. The transcript has 21 exons. The record is from RefSeq and is a predicted model, not a curated record. Gene Ontology annotation, cellular component: Sin3-type complex. The coding region runs from base 235 to 3564 and encodes 1109 amino acids. Gene Ontology annotation, biological process: negative regulation of transcription by RNA polymerase II.